GCUGUGUUACACUGUGAAAGAAAGCUUGAGUACAUUUUUAAGUGCAGUGAGUGAUUACAGAAGACUUUUCCUAUUAUUCUGAUCUAACAAGUUGCAAUUGAUAAUGUCACUCAGCAACAGUUGUUAGGUAGGGAAGAAAGGCAUGAGGCAUUUUCUCAACUUGCAUUCCACAGAGAUCACAGUUCUAUUAAUAAAAGCCAUAUAAGACCUCUACUUGCUUCCUGGAUACAAUAGAGAUUCAUUUAGUAAUGAUAGGAAUACUGUAUGGCAUACCUAUUCGCCAUACCACUCAGUGUAAGGCGCCACAUUUAGUAUUUGUUUUUCAUAUGCAGCACGUAAGCUAAUGGUGUAAAAAUGCUUAAGAUAGUGUGAACGUUCUUUUUGAAAAGUUCAGAAGGGAGUUUUUAAUGAUGGAGCUUGUCACUCCCUCUUACAUGUUGAAUAACUUUGCCUUAUAUGAAAAAUAUCUGCUAAGGAAGAGCCAUACUUAAAAAUCCAUCUCAAGAUUCUAGACAUUUGCAAAGAAUGGAGCAAAUCACACUGAGUAUCAACAGGAUACCAGAACUGUUCUCCCCUGAAGAACCUAAAGGGCAUUUUGGUGAGGGCUACAUGAUGCAAUUAGACUGGCAUGGAAAUUCAUGAAGCCAAAGUCCUGACCUAUCUGCAGCAGCAAAAACCAAGCACAUCUCUUGUAGAGCACUGACUCUUCCCUCACCUUAAAGAAAAUCUCUGAGGCUUACAGAAACUUCCAGUGUAGGUAUCUGCUGGCGACUGUUUGCAUGUUUGCUUUCCUGACAGGAACUGAGAUAUCUUAUUGUAUAGAUUCCUUUUUAUUAUUGUACACUGAGACCUCCUGAGAGGACCACAGGUUCUAUAUUAUGACCAAUAUCAUUCAUGUGUGCUGUCUCAAUAUGUGUCUUUUCUGAAGGUGGACACAUUAAGUUGUCACAAACAUUGAUGCUAUUCUCAUGUUUGAUUUGUGUACUCUGAUUUAACUCAUGGAAAUUGCCUUCAUCAGUUUAUUUAUUUUUUCAGUGGAAUGAAUAACAAGCAUUCAAACCACAAACAGUACAAACAAAACAUUGUGAACAUUGAUGUAGCUUACUUAAAACCUGAGUUUUAAAAGUGCAUAAGAAUAAGACCAGAAGAUAAUCCUGGAGUAAAGAAAGCAUAGAGCAGCCUAUCUGCAAUCCUUACAGACAACUGUUUAAAAAGUAAAAAUAAAAAGUCAUUAGGAAGCCCCAGUAAUAGAUUGAGGCAGACCUACAUGUACCUCUUGCAGUCGUCAUUUAUGCACCUGUGGGGCAUAUGGUACCAGGGGAAUACCAAAAUAGCAUAGCUCCCUGAAGGUGAUGUUCCUUCCCUUGCCAACAGACUUGCUAUAGCCAGUGUUCUGCUAUUCACACUCUUCUCUUGUAGGAGAUGUUCUCAAACAUUUGCAAUGCAAGCAAACAGCGAGUGAACUUCUGCCAGGGUUUGAUGAUGAUGGCUUUAGGGGAAUGCAUUACGUGCCUAAGUGCUGAGCUUUAUUUGUGAUUGCAGCAAUGCUGCCUGGCUGGUCAUAAAUCCAUUAUGGCAUGCUCCAUCUGUUGCACUGGUGGUUGUUACUUUUUGCUAUGUCUGGAGUCUUUCUGGCAAUAGAUCUGAUCUCUUUCUUUAUGGCUGUUGUUCUCUCAUUGUACUUGGCUGAAGAUUAACUCUGUGGUGAUCUGUACCAUUCCCAUGUGGGCUGUUGGUCUCUUGGCCAUGUCUCUUUGUGCACUCUGUCAAUAUCUGAAGCCCAGGCUUGUUUGGUAUCUGAUUUGGCUAGCUUAAUCAGCACUGUUACUUUGAUUUGUUUUAACUUGACCCAUGUAUUAGAAAAUAUUCUGAGUUAUCACUGCCUGUCUGCAUGAAGAGAUCUGGCAGGUGCAUGGGAAAUCCACAAGGCAAGAAAUGUAAUAAAUGGAUCAGUGUUCCAUGUUGGAACUCUAUGAUGAUGGAGCAUUUAUAACAUCACAAUUGUAAGCCUUUUCUAAACCUUCCGUUAUGCUUCCAGCAUUCAGGCAUGUAAGGCCUAACAAGUGGUAACAAUCUCAGCAGAAGAGAUUGAAAGAAAUGAGUAGGAUUUAUAAUUGCAAUUGUUUGGAAGUACCAUGGGGAGAUGGAGAUUUAGGUUCUUGGGCAGAUCGCUCACCUCUGCAUGAGGCAGCCAGUCAAGGACGUCUUCUUUCUCUAAAGACUUUAUUGUCGCAGGGUUACAAUGUAGACACACUAACUAUUGACCAAGUAACUCCACUUCACGAAGCCUGCCUGGGAGAUCAUGUGGGAUGUGCAAGGAUCCUUCUUGAAGCAGGAGCAAAUGUAAAUGCUACAACAAUUGAUGGAGUGACACCUUUAUUUAACGCAUGUUCGAGAGGCAGCGCAGCAUGCGCUGAGCUCUUGUUAGAAUAUGGUGCCAAAGCUCAGUGGGAGUCCUGUCUUCCAUCACCAACUCAUGAAGCAGCCAGCAGAGGACACAGUGAAUGUCUGGAGGUACUGAUAUCCUGGGGUAUAGAUGUUGACCAAGACCUUCCUCAUUUAGGAACACCUCUAUAUGUAGCAUGUGUGUCACAGCAGAUCCAUUGUAUUCGAAAGCUUCUUUAUGCAGGUGCCAAUGUGCAGAAAGGAAAGCAUCUGGAAACUCCACUGCAUGCUGCUGCCCAGCAUUCAAGUACAGAGAUUGUAAACUUACUCCUGGAAUUUGGGGCAGACAUAAAUGCCAAAAACACAGAUUUUGAGAGGCCUGUUGAUUUAGCUGCUCCACGCAGUUUAGUAGAGAGACUGCUGCUCCUCCACGAAGCCACGCCAUCUUCUCUUUGUCAGCUUUGUCGACUACGUAUCCGAAAUUACAUAGGAAGAGCUAGACUGCAUCUUGUCCCGCAACUCCAGUUGCCAACAAUACUGAAGAAUUUCUUACAGUAUAGAUAACAUAAUAAUUAACCUUUAGAAAGCUGAAUAACAAGUCUUCUGUUUGUUGUAAAUUUUACCUAAAGAACUGCUGGGCGGAAAAUAAAGCCUUUUGCAUAUUACUUUGAAAAGACACAAAUCUUUGACACCUGGUGUUGGUAUGUGAUCAUAAUUGGAAGCCAUUCAGCAACUGGUACCAAGGUGCUAACAAGGCUGAAUUGAAUAAGUGUGCUGAUACUCUGGGAAAUUAUUGUAUAGUUUUAGCUUAACACUUACUAAUUAGCUUUAGUGCUGUUAAUUUUAUUUGUAUUUAUACUUUAAAAUCUGUUUGGCACAUGGGAACUGCAGAGUUUCUUCAUUUUUAUUUGUUAACUUUGUCCAUUUGGAGUCAUUAUUUUAUGUGUUUUUAAAUUUCUGUUUGUGUACUGAAAAAUACUCGGUGGUAGGUACACUACAAACAUUGAUUAAAAAAAAUAAAAAUAAAUAGAUAGCCA
Molecule: messenger RNA, 3422 nt
Organism: Gallus gallus (chicken)
Lineage: Eukaryota; Metazoa; Chordata; Aves; Galliformes; Phasianidae
Gene: ASB5
Product: ankyrin repeat and SOCS box containing 5
Exons: 8
Coding region: 2098-2949 (283 amino acids)
Biological process (GO): positive regulation of protein catabolic process; intracellular signal transduction; protein ubiquitination
Molecular function (GO): protein binding
Source: RefSeq, a predicted model, not a curated record